UUCACCACGUCAGCACUGAAGCCCAGCCUGCCACGUCUACUUCCAGCCAAUGACUGAGUGCAGCAGGAAUGCUGAGGAAUGGAAAAGCCAUCAUCACUGGGACCUAUGCUUGCUGAAGAAUAGAAAGAAAUGGCAUCUGCACCUCCAGAGACACAAAGUAAAAGAGGUCAAGUGGCUUUCACAAUGAUCCCUGACUCAGAGGCUGUCACGAGGAUUAGCUCAUGGAGAGCCCUUAAAACAGUGGCUGGCACAUCAUAAUAAGAGGAGCUGAGAUCCUAGAGAUAUCAUAUGAGAAGACAGGAAAUUGUUGAAGACUACGUCCUGCAAACACGACAAGAAUGACCCAGCAGAUCGGCAAGGGGCCAAGAGAAGCUCCCAGCUGCCUUUUCUUCCUCUUAGCAUGGGUGACAGUGGGACAUACCCACUGACCUGUCUUCCUUCCUCCUCUGGACUAAACGAUGAAGGGACAUGACAAUAAGGAAAUCGUCCUUUCAUGAACACCUAUCUGCAGACCCACCCGUGUGCAAAGGAAGGAGAUAGUCUGCUUGCCCUGAGCAUCAUGGUCCAACUGCUGUCCUCCGAAGUGCAGCAGCUGCUCCACAACAAAUUUGUCGUCAUCCUGGGAGACUCUGUCCAGAGGUCCGUGUACAAGGACCUGGUGCUCCUGCUGCAGAAGGAUUGUCUGCUCACUCCCAGCCAGCUCAAGAUCAAGGGGGAGCUGAGCUUCGAACAGGACGAGUUGGUGGAUGGAGGCCAGAAGGGCUGCAUGCACAACCGCACCAACUACCGCGAGGUCCGCCAGUACUGCUCCGGCCACCAUCUGGUGCGCUUCUACUUUCUCACGCGCGUGUACAACGAAUAUGUUCAGGCCGUCUUGAAAGAGCUGCAGUCGGACAAGUAUACCCCGGACGUAGUCAUCAUUAAUUCCUGCCUCUGGGACAUCUCCAGGUAUGAGCAGCACUACAUUGAGAGCUACCGGGAGAACCUGGAGAACCUGUUUAGGCACCUACACGAGGUGGUGCCCAAGUCCUGCCUCGUGCUGUGGAACACGGCCAUGCCGGUUGGCAAGAAGGUCACCGGGGGCUUCCUUCCACGGGACCAGCAGGACUUGGCCCUCCUUCUGGGACGCAAAGUGCUAGAAGCCAACUUCUACAGCUCUACCGAGGCAAAGAAGCACGGUUUUGAUGUGUUGGACUUGCAUUUCCACUUCCGCCGCGAGGAGAGGCUCCGACAGAGAGACGGGGUACAUUGGAACCAACUCGCACACCGACAGCUCUCCCAGCUGCUACUGGCCCACGUGGCAGACGCCUGGGGUGUGGAGCUACCCCAGCGCGACCUUGUGGGCAAGUUCAAGAAUGGCCCUGUGAGUGGAGGACCUGACCAGAGAAUUGAGAGGCAGUCCCAGGCCAGCAGAGAUCCACUGACCUUGCCCCCGCCCCCAUUGCUGCCUCCUCCCCGGAACCGUCCCCUGCUCCCGCUCCCAACCCCCUGCCCACCCCCGCCCCAAUUCCUGCCCCCACAGCUUCAUCCCAUUCCCUGUCACCCAGUGAUGUCCCCCCAGUUCGAGUUCUGUCCCCAAGGUACUUAUUUUUCCUCAGACCAUCAUUUCCAAUCAGAUCAAUUCUUAAAUUAUUUCCAUUCAGAUGUCCCCUCAUCUACCCAGACAGGGUUUGACUUCCAAGAGGACUUUAUGUGUGGUCCCCAGCUGCCUAGGCCCCUUUUCCCCACAAGCUACUAUCAGCAGCGGGCCCCUGUGGUUCACAGGGGUUUUCGCCGGAAUCUACGCAGUGGCCCCUAUGUGCGCCAGAAGAGGCAGCCCAGGUCUUACGGGAGACAGGUCCCAGCCCACCCAGAGCCAAGACCUCAUUAGACUGACUAGGACCUUUUUCCUCCUCAUGGACACGGACUGGACAGAUCCUCCGACUCUCCCUAAACAGACUGAUCUUUUUAACCUAAGCAGUUGAUUCCUACCUGGACUUCUUUUUGUUCAUUGUUCUCACCAGUAAUGGCAGGGAAGCACAGUCUGACCCAAUCUUUCUGGCCAUGGCCUCUUCCGCCACUCUCUGGAGGCGACCAAGUAUGAUUCCUGCCUCUCCACUCCCUAGUCUCUUUGUCUUUUUGUAAACAUACCAUUGAAAUAAAGAAGUUGCUU
Rhinolophus ferrumequinum (greater horseshoe bat) is the source of this 2152-nucleotide messenger RNA. RefSeq names its product PC-esterase domain containing 1B (gene PCED1B). The record is from RefSeq and is a predicted model, not a curated record. Lineage: Eukaryota; Metazoa; Chordata; Mammalia; Chiroptera; Rhinolophidae.